AUGCCAGCGAAAGCGCCCAUAUACCUGAAACCUACCAACAGCAAGAAGGGGAAAAAAUGUCGCCUGAGAGAUAUCUUAUCACCUGACAUGAUCAGUCCCCCACUCGGGGACUUUCGUCACACCAUCCACAUUGGCAGAGGUGGGGAGCGAGACGCCUUCGGAGACAUGUCCUUCCUUCAAGGGAAGUACGAGCUUUUGCCGGGAAAGGCAAAUAUCCACCCUCAGUACGGCAUCCAGAGCGAGCUCCUGCGAGCAAACAGCACAGGCGAUGCCUCCUUUGCCGAGACCCCCUCUCCGGUCCUCAAGAAUGCAAUCUCACUGCCAACCAUAGGUGGCUGCCAGGCCCUCACCCUUCCAUUGCUUUCCUCCACCGUCUUCUCCAUGCCACCAGAGCCGCUGGACGACAUCAUGGGGUCCGCAUCUCCUGUGAAGGCAGACAGCGCAGAGGAGGUGGAGAUCCUGCAGAUGGACGCCCUGCUACGCUCCAUGGAUGUCUUCAGCAGCGAGCCCUCGUCCCCCUUCACAGACAUCCCAUCAAAGCCCGAUGUCCUUUUAGACCUGCUGGAGAAGAGGGAUAAACCCACUUCCAAAUCAGUCAGCAAGGCCAACAAGCUGAACAAGCCCACCUCCUAUUACAUCAGCGGUAACACCGACAGCAUCUAUACGGCAAACGGAAGCCUGGACAGCACCACAAGCAGCGACAGCUUCGACAGCUACACCGGCAAAGGGGGCUUCCAGAGGGAGAUCUGCAACGGCACCGGGAGUCUCAAUGGAAAUGGCAACUGCAACGGCUAUGGACACCUUAACAAUGACAUUGCCCUGGGUUUUAAGCAGCAGAUCUCCAAGCGCAAUGGAGAGUGGGUGGACAGGGACAGUGGGGUGGAGGAGGGACGCAUGUGUGAUCUUGAGUUUGAGCUCUCCAACGAGAAGAGCACGUCACAGGACUCCCUCACCCAGAUCACAGGGUCAUUCCUCUCCCUCGAACUUGAUCUGGGCCCGUCCAUCCUGGACGAUGUGCUGAACAUCAUGGACAAACCCACAGCAAAGAGCCGGCCUUAA
Menidia menidia (Atlantic silverside) is the source of this 1059-nucleotide messenger RNA. Lineage: Eukaryota; Metazoa; Chordata; Actinopteri; Atheriniformes; Atherinopsidae. The record is from the annotation of a GenBank genome assembly.